GGUUUGCCUUCAUACUCGGGUCGCUGAACUCUGGCUCGGGUGCUACCUUGGAUCCAGGCAGAUCUGACGGACGAAGAGGAGUGAGUCCAGAGCAGAUGGCCAGGUCUUCGGUGGUUCCCUCUGCCGGGAUGAAAGUUGUACUGGACUGCUGCGGUAUGCUGCAGUACAGCAUGUCCACUGCACAGUCGUGUUUCUGUCCCGGCUAG
Molecule: messenger RNA, 206 nt
Organism: Symbiodinium sp. CCMP2456
Lineage: Eukaryota; Dinophyceae; Suessiales; Symbiodiniaceae
Source: the annotation of a GenBank genome assembly